Molecule: messenger RNA, 3327 nt
Organism: Hyla sarda
Lineage: Eukaryota; Metazoa; Chordata; Amphibia; Anura; Hylidae
Gene: IL1RAPL2
Product: interleukin 1 receptor accessory protein like 2
Exons: 11
Coding region: 567-2624 (685 amino acids)
Biological process (GO): signal transduction
Source: RefSeq, a predicted model, not a curated record
ACUGAGCGCCUGCAAUAGAAGAAGGCAGCAGUCUGCAGCUCUCACUAUCCUCAAUACUGAGCACCUUCCCCAGCAUGGAAUGAGCUGCAGCCUCCAAACUCUGCGACCUUCUCUGCUAUGUGGAAUGUUUCUUCUCAGCUGAACCUCAUUGCAUUCUGUCAGGGGAUUUACUACCCAACACGUGUCUGCAGGGUACACACAUGCCAUCCAUGGGCAUAGACUGGUGCAGCUCUGGAACCCCUUCAUUUUUACUAAGAUCAAGUGUUUGAGUUGACUUCUCAGGGACAUGGGUCAUGGUUUAAUCCUCCUCUGGGUUAAUGUGGCUUUAACAUGAACAACAUUGGCUGUUGUGUGACUUGGAGGAGAUACAGAGUUGUCAAGGGGAGAAGACUUUAUAACUGGAUGUAAAAGUUGUGUGACCAGGGGAAAUAACAAAGAAAUGGACAUUGCUGCCUCUUACUAGAGAUCUGUAAAGGAACUAUAAACAAAUGUGCUGGAUUGCUGGAGUGUUGGCUCCCCUGAGUACAGUGCAUGGGAGAUUUAGAGUCUGGAUAAGACGGUAAAAGAUGAAGACUUCUGUACUCUUAACCUUUUUGAUUUGGUCGGCGGUAAAUGCAGAUUUAAAACUGGUGUCCAAAAGAAACUCAGCUGAUGGCUGCAUUGACUGGUCUGUUGAUCUGAACACCUAUAUGUCGCUGGCAGGAGAACCGGUGCGAGUAAAAUGUGCACUGUUCUAUAGUUAUAUCAGGACUAACUACACCAUGGCUCAGAGUGCAGGACUACGGCUCAUGUGGUACAAAACCAAGGGGGAUUUGGAAGAACCAAUUUUAUUUUCUGUGGCAAGGAUGAGCAAGGAUGAGGACUGUCUAUGGAUUCAUUCAGCAGAGGUACAAGACAGUGGAUUCUACACAUGUGUUUUAAGAAAUUCCACGUACUGCAUGAAGGUAUCAAUGUCCUUGACGGUGGCAGAACAUGAGGCAGGACUUUGUUACAACAGUAGGAUACGAUACAUAGAAAAAGCUGAAGUCACCAAAACUAAGGUCAUCUCAUGUCCUGAAAUUGACGACUAUGGGACACCAAAUGAAAGCACUGAAGUCGUAUGGUAUAAGGAAUGCAAACCAAAGAAGUGGAGAAGUCUGAUAAUACAGAAGGGAAAUAGCCUUUUGAUACAAGAUGUUCAAAAAGACGAUAUGGGAAAUUACACUUGUGAAAUUAAGUUUGAAGGCAGACCGAUCAGGCGGACAAUUCAGCUAAAGGUAACAGCUUUACUCACAGCGAAGCCUCCUAAACCAUUGUUCCCUGUGGAGAACCAGCCAAGUGUUAUAGAUGUCCAGCUGGGCAGCCCACUCAGUGUAUUCUGCAGAGCCUUCUUUGGAUUCAGUGGUGAAUCAGGUCCCAUGAUCUACUGGAUGAGGGGAGAAAAAUUUAUUGAAGAAUUAGAGAACCAUAUUAAGGAAGGGGUAAUCAGGUUACUUAGAGAACACCUUGGGGAGAAGGAGGUAGAACUGGCUUUAACAUUUGAUGCUGUACAUGAAGGAGACCUGGGUAACUACACCUGUCAUGUGGAAAACCGAAAUGGCCGAAAACAUGCUAGUGUCAUCCUAAGAAAGAAAGAAUUAAAGUAUAACAUGGAACUUGCUGGAGGUCUAGGUGCUAUCUUCAUUGUAUUCAUUUUGCUCCUCACUAUCUAUAAAUGCUACAACAUAGAAAUAAUGCUCUUCUACAGACAGAAUUUUGGCAGUGAUGAAGCUGCAGAAGACAACAAAGAAUACGAUGCAUAUCUUUCAUAUACUAAAGUGGAUCCAGAUUCAUUAGAUCAUGAAAGCAAAGAAGAGGAACAGUUUGCACUAGAAAUUCUUCCAGAUAUCCUAGAGAAACAUUACGGAUACAAGCUAUUUGUUCCAGACCGGGACAUGAUCCCCAGUGGAACAUACAUGGAAGAUCUUGCAAGAUGCGUUGAGCAAAGCAGAAGACUAAUCAUAGUGCUGACUCCAGAUUAUGUCAUCAGAAGGGGGUGGAGCAUAUUUGUGCUGGACAGCAGACUCCACAAUAUGCUGACCAGUGGAGAAAUCAAAGUGAUCUUAAUAGAAUGCACAAACCUGAGAGCCAAAGUCAAUUAUCAAGAAGUAGAAUCCCUAAAACACGCCAUCAAGCACCAGGCAUUGAUCAAGUGGGAUGGUCCGAAAAGCAGCAAAAUAAACUCAAAGUUUUGGAAACGCCUAGUCUAUGAAAUGCCUGCAAAAAAGAAAGAAGUGUUAUCCAGACAGCAUGUCAUGGACAGUGGAGAGCAGAGUCUUUUUGGGGACCUACAAACUGUACCCUCCAUUGCUGUAACAGGAACAUCUGGCACACUGCCACCAUCAGAAGAUAUAGCGGCCUACCGUCAUGCAGAAGCAAUGCAAAUGAGACAUUUCUGCAGAGCUUAUGAAUAUCAGAAACCGGCCCAAGUUAUGCCAGUAGCAUCUCUAGGCAAUCACCAUACAUAUUGCAAUAUACCAUUAACCCUUCUCAAUGGACAACUGAGCCACAACAGUGCAGCCAAGGACCCACAAGAGUUCCAUGGAAAUAGUACAUUGAUACCAAUAUCAUCGAGGGAGCUUGGCAUUUCCAGUGAUAUUUGGUAGAAGACCUCAUAUUUGCUGCUGUACAAGCUCUCUAACAUUUGAUGAACCUUAAACUCAUGCCACAGGGGUGCCAAAAGAAGCUUUCAAGCAAUGGCACAAUUACUCAGUUUUCUACUGGAGAAUUUUGUUUACAAUACCAGAAUAUUGAUAUUAAGGAUUCUGCCUUUUUUUUUUUUUUUAGUUCUAAAAUAGUUAAAAAAGAUACAAAAACAAAAUACGGUAGAAAUGUUUAACUGCAAUGUCAGGAGAAUAAAGAAAAAAAAAGUAAAUAAGCAAAAAAAAACAAAAAAACAUGAAAUAAAUAUUUUAGUUUAGAAGUUGCAAUCUAAUGGACUAGCAAUUCAGUAUGGUAUGAAACAAAGGAUAAUUUCUAUAUAUUUCGAGAGUCAUUUCAAUACAAUAAAAAUGUUAAACUAUAGUAACUUUAUUUUAGACUUAUAAUUAUGCAAAAGUCAUAGCACAUGCUGAAAAGGUUUUUUUUUUUUUUUUUUUGUAAAGAAAGAAUUGUGUGAUACUGUGGAGGUUUUGUUCACCUCUUGUGAGAUUGUCACAUGUCCAUGAAUAAAACUGCACAAUAGAGUUAACAUGUUGCUGAAACCUUUCAAUGAUAGAGAGGUAAGGGCUGGGGUAUCUCUAGUAGUGAGCGGGUUAAUGUUGCACACCGAGCCUUUUUUUGUGUACUGCAAGCACAACAUUGUUGUGA